Molecule: messenger RNA, 3403 nt
Organism: Cajanus cajan (pigeon pea)
Lineage: Eukaryota; Viridiplantae; Streptophyta; Magnoliopsida; Fabales; Fabaceae
Product: putative leucine-rich repeat receptor-like serine/threonine-protein kinase At2g24130
Biological process (GO): protein phosphorylation
Molecular function (GO): ATP binding; protein binding; protein kinase activity
Source: RefSeq, a predicted model, not a curated record
AUGGCUUCUUAUAUUGAGCUACAUUGAACUUGCAAACACCAAUCCCUGUGCAUUUUUCUUUGAUUUUCAACGUUUCCUUCAGGGUUAUGUGAUUUACUAAUUGAAGAGAAACGAUAUUAAUUCAUGCCAUGAUGGGUUUGCUUCCUUUUUCAAUGUUUCUAUUUCUCUUUAUAACCAUUGUUCAUUCAAGAGUUUAUGGGGUGGAAAACAUGGCCCUAGUGAAUGAAAAAAAUUCACUUGCUUUAUUCAUGUCAGACAUUGUUUCUGACCCCAAAAACGUUCUAAAAAGUUGGAAGUCACCAGGGGUACAUGUUUGCAAUUGGUAUGGUGUCAGAUGCAACAAUGCAAGUGACAAGAUCAUAGAGCUUGCUCUUAAUGGAAGUUCACUAGGGGGCACUAUUUCCCCUGCUCUUGCUAACCUAUCUUCCUUGCAAAUUCUUGAUCUUUCUGAGAAUUUUUUUGUGGGUCACAUUCCAAAAGAACUGGGCUAUUUGAUUCAGCUCCAACAACUCAGUUUAUCUGGGAAUUUUCUUCAAGGUAAAAUUCCCUCUGAGUUGGGUUCACUUCACAACUUGUACUACCUUAACAUGGGAAGUAAUCACCUUGAGGCUGAGAUUCCACCCUCACUUUUUUGCAAUGGGUCUUCCACAUUGAGGUAUAUAGACCUCUCUAACAAUUCCUUGGGAGGUCAAAUACCCUUGAGAAAUGAGUGUAUCCUCAAAGAGCUUAAGUUUCUCUUACUUUGGUCUAACAAAUUUGUAGGCCAUGUUCCUUUUACUCUUUCAAACUCCACAAAACUAAAGUGGCUCGACCUGGAAUCAAAUAGGUUGAGUGGGGAGUUACCAUCUGAAAUUGUAAGUAAUUGGCCACAACUACAAUUCCUCUACCUAUCAUAUAAUGACUUUGUUAGCCAUGAUGGUAACACCAAACUUGAACCUUUCUUCUCUUCCUUGAUGAAUUUGUCAAACAUGCAAGCCCUGGAAUUGGCGGGAAACAAUCUUGGAGGGAAGCUACCUCAUAAUAUUGGUGAUCUUCCUUCUAGCUUGUUACAACUUCACCUAGAAGACAAUCUCAUACAUGGCUCUAUAUCUCCAAGCAUAGCAAACCUUGUCAAUCUGACUCUUUUAAACUUCUCCAGCAACUUGCUAAAUGGAUCAAUACCUCCCAGCCUCAGCCAGAUGGGGAGGCUAGAGAGGAUUUACUUGUCAAAUAAUUCACUAUCAGGUGAGAUUCCUUCAACCCUUGGUGACAUUCAGCAUAUGGGGCUACUUGACUUGUCAAGAAACAAGCUUUCUGGUUCAAUACCAGACACUUUUGCUAACCUCACCCAGUUAAGAAGGCUUUUACUUUAUGACAAUCAGCUUUCUGGAAACAUCCCACCAAGUCUGGGAAAAUGUGUAAAUUUGGAGAUUUUGGACCUAUCCCACAACAAGAUUUCAGGACUGAUCCCUAAGGAAGUUGCAGCCUUGACUAGCUUGAAACUAUACUUGAAUUUAUCAAGUAAUAACUUAGAUGGACCUUUACCAUUAGAGUUCUCCAAAAUGGACAUGGUGCUGGCUAUUGACCUAUCAAUGAACAAUCUUUCUGGCAGAAUCCCACCACAGCUUGAAAGUUGCAUAGCAUUAGAGUACCUCAACCUUUCUGGUAAUUCCUUAGAAGGCCCUCUCCCGGAUUCAUUGGGCAAAUUGCCUUAUAUUCAAGCACUUGAUGUGUCUUCAAAUCAAUUGACAGGGAUAAUACCAGAUUCCCUUCAGUUGUCCACCCUCAAGAAACUUAAUUUCUCUUUCAACAAAUUCUCAGGGAGUGUCUCCAGCAAGGGAGCCUUUUCAUCUUUGACCAUAAACUCUUUCCUAGGAAAUGAUGGUCUAUGUGGCUCGGUUAAAGGCAUGCAAAACUGCCACAAGAAACGAAGGUAUCAUUUGGUUCUCCUACUAAUUCCGUUGUUACUAUUUGCCACCCCCCUUCUGUGCAUGCUGGGGUACCCCACAAUAAAAAUGUCAAAAGAAAGAAUGCAAUUGGCUAAAGUUAGCAAAGGGGAUUUUGAGGAUGAAGAUGAGGAAACAAAGGAGCUCAAGUACCCCAGAAUUUCAUAUAAACAACUUAUUGAAGCCACAGGAGGCUUUAGUGCUUCAAGCCUAAUUGGUUCUGGUCGGUUUGGACAAGUCUACGAAGGUGUUCUUGGAGAUAACACAAGAAUAGCAGUGAAGGUGUUAGACACAACAACAGCUGGUGAGAUUUCAGGGAGCUUUAGAAGGGAAUGCCAAAUCCUGAAGAGGACCAGGCACAGGAAUUUAAUAAGGAUCAUCACAAUUUGCAGCAAAAAAGAGUUUAAGGCUCUUGUUCUUCCACUGAUGCCAAAUGGUAGUCUUGAGAGGCACUUAUAUCCGAGACAUGGAUUGAGCCAAAGAUUGGAUAUGGUUCAGUUGGUGAGGAUAUGCAGCGAUGUAGCUGAAGGAAUGGCCUAUUUACACCACUAUUCUCCAGUUAGAGUAGUGCACUGUGAUCUUAAGCCGAGCAAUAUACUACUUGAUGACGAUUUGACAGCUUUGGUAACUGAUUUUGGUAUUGCUAGGCUUGUAAAAGGUGACAACAACAUCCCCACAAGUGACUCAUCUUUCAGUUCAACACAUGGCUUGUUAUGUGGCUCCGUUGGCUACAUAGCUCCUGAGUAUGGAAUGGGAAAACAUGCAUCAACUCAAGGUGAUGUUUACAGUUUUGGUGUACUAGUGCUAGAAAUAGUGACAGGUAGACGCCCAACAGAGGUCCUUGUCCAUGAAGGGUCUUGUUUGCAUGAGUGGGUUAAGAGACAAUAUCCGCUCCAGCUUUGUAACAUUGUUGAACAAGCAUUGCAAAGGUUUUCUCCUUCUGACAUUCCUAGUCACUGCCACAAAAUUGGGCAAGAUGUUAUGUUGGAACUCAUAGAGUUGGGGCUUCUGUGCACACACCCUAAUCCUUCAACAAGACCAAGCAUGCUUGAUGUGGCACAAGAAAUGGGGAAUUUGAAGGAGUACCUUUCUCAUAUAUCAUCUUCUCUGCUGAUUCAAGAUAAAUUCAAGCCAGAAAGUAAAUAACUAAGUUAACAUUAGAAUUUUAUUUUCACAGAUUUUCGGUGUAAUAUUUUUUAAAAUGUGAUUUAACUAAAUAAAAUGAUAUCGAUUUUUAAAGUCGUAAAUUUUCGAGGAUUGAUUGAUAGAGUGAAAAAUCUUUAUACCCGGAAAUAUAUUUCAAUUAAAUUCAACUUGUAAUAUCAUUCAAUCUCCUAUUUUUGCAUUCCAAUAUUCAUUAUCUAAUGCAACGAUAAUAUUAUGAUUGUAUUAUGAGGAUAUAGUGUUUGUAAAAUGAAAGUGUAUUUUUUUUUUUUUAACAUAUCAUUCAAUCACAGACUAACAUUACAUAUACCUUG